Molecule: messenger RNA, 576 nt
Organism: Mucor velutinosus
Lineage: Eukaryota; Fungi; Mucoromycota; Mucoromycetes; Mucorales; Mucoraceae
Exons: 1
Coding region: 1-576 (191 amino acids)
Source: RefSeq, a predicted model, not a curated record
AUGGGCUUUGAAAAAAACCACAGCAAAGCUUACAGCAAGUACAAACCAGUUGAAAAACUCGCUGAAGGUGAGAGCCGUUACGACAUAAAAAUCCAUAAAAAGUGUGCUGGUGCUUUGCGAUGCCUCAGUCUGCAAUGCAAAAGACCUGAAUGGGUCAAGAAUCAAAGACCUCCUGUUGACUGGAAAGACGAGCUUGGCUGCCUCAAAAAGUUUCAAUGCCCAUACUGUGAGGCGCCAUUGAAGCGGAUCGACUGUGGUGUUGGUGCAACUUUCACCUUCCGUGUAACUGAUAUUCGCAGAGAAGACAGAGGUAGUACAGUUACAAUGUAUCAAGAGACAACCGAGAAAAAAAAACACACACACACUGUAUCUACAACUCGCUUCAUCUUGAUAGACACGAAAAAAAAAGACUUAAAUAAUAUGGUAAAAGAUAGACCAAACAUCACUGCUGCUGCUGCCAUUGCUGGCAUCGAUCCAUCUACUGGCGCCAUCACGAAAAGCGUCAGAGAAAUCAACAGUGUAAUGGCAAAUCAUGGACGCACCAAGUAUGAGAUCCGGAAGUCUAAGGUCCAAUAA